This is a messenger RNA of Plectropomus leopardus (leopard coralgrouper), 1342 nucleotides long. RefSeq lists its product as uncharacterized. The record is from RefSeq and is a predicted model, not a curated record. NCBI's taxonomy places the organism in Eukaryota, Metazoa, Chordata, Actinopteri, Perciformes, Serranidae. Gene Ontology annotation, biological process: negative regulation of smoothened signaling pathway. Gene Ontology annotation, cellular component: ciliary membrane; Golgi apparatus.
CUAAAUUUCAGUUCUCAGCGCCGUCCUGCAGGAAACACACUAUCUGAGCGUUUCAGGUGAUUAUUUCAGGUGUCAUUAUUAAAAAGCUAAACUGACGAUAUUCAGCUCAUGAUUUUGGAGAUUUGAAGCUCAGAGUGGCUCCUUGACUGUGAGCAUGGGCGGCGUUUCCCGUCUGUGCGCGUCCAGAGGAAAGAAACAGAAAAGCUUCCAUAUGGGGGGAGAGAGCUCCAUGCAGACUCAGGAAAUAAGCCGACUGCAUGCAUGAAUCCAUCCUCACUGUUGCAGGUUUAAUCAGCGAUUAUAGCAAACUCAAAGAUCACCGGGAUGUGGUGGAGCAUCCGGAGCUAAGUGAUCCAUGAGCCCGGGCAGCAAGCCUCUCCACCGGGGCUGGAGAAGGGCCAGCGGGUCGGGUCAGGUUCCGCCGCUGGAGGACUAAAUGAAAGUGGAUACUUUGAAUCUGCAUAUCCGCCCGGGAUCGAACAUGAUGUGCGGACUAAUGGUGGAUCAAAGCGACCCCUUUCAGCUGGCUGGCUUCAGGUUAGGCUGCUGACUCCUAAAUGUCCCGCCUCCCUUUAGGUGAGACAGAGGCGCACAAACACUCUGACCUCCGCCGGUGUCCACCGACAUGGAUAAACUCACCGUGAUAUCAGGAUGCCUCUUCCUCGCUGCAGACAUCUUCGCCAUCGCCAGCAUCGCCAACCCGGACUGGAUCAGCACCGGAGAAUCCGCCGGCUCUCUGACUGUGGGCCUGGUCCGGCAGUGCCAGACGAUCCACGGACGAGACCGGACCUGCAUCCCCCCGCAGCUGCCCCCAGAGUGGAUCACCACGCUCUUCUUCAUAAUCAUGGGCAUCAUCUCCCUCACCGUCACCUGUGGUCUGCUGGUGAUGUCACGCUGGCGCCGCGAGGCUGCCCGAUACGCCCGAUGGAUUGCCUUCACAGGGAUGGUCCUGUUCUGCAUGGCUGCCCUCAUAUUCCCUAUCGGCUUCUACAUCAAUGAGGUUGGAGGACAGCCAUAUAAGCUCCCCAACAACACAGUGGUGGGCUCCUCUUAUGUACUCUUCGUCCUGUCCAUAUUCUUCACCAUAGUGGGACUGCUGUUUGCUGGGAAGGUAUGUCUGCCUGGCUGACAAUCUCUUCAUCUCAUGUUAUAUCUUUGAAAAAAAAAACAAAACACCACCACUGGAGGCAAAUUUUGUGACUCCUCUGUGGCAGUGUUGAAAGUAUCGCUGAAUAAAACUGAGAAGCACCUGUUUGUCGUUUUGGACAAAUUGUCACAAUGCUUUUAUAUGGAGCCGAAAUCCUCGUGUUCCAUCCAUCUGUUUGUUGAGAGACUGAGCAGG